This is a messenger RNA of Myotis daubentonii (Daubenton's bat), 2694 nucleotides long. RefSeq names its product protein Daple-like. The record is from RefSeq and is a predicted model, not a curated record. NCBI's taxonomy places the organism in Eukaryota, Metazoa, Chordata, Mammalia, Chiroptera, Vespertilionidae. Gene Ontology annotation, molecular function: microtubule binding; dynein light intermediate chain binding. Gene Ontology annotation, cellular component: centrosome; cytoplasm. Gene Ontology annotation, biological process: cytoplasmic microtubule organization; cytoskeleton-dependent intracellular transport.
AUGGACGGUGGACACGGCCUCAGGAUGGACGUUGCUGUCCGUGAGCUCAUGGAGCUCUUUCUGCAGAGCCCACUGGUGGCGGGGGUGACCCGCCACCAGGAGAGCCUGUUUGACCUGCAGAGGUUGGAGGCCCCAGGCAUGGCCCUGGAGGAGCUGGAGUUUCUCUCCAGCAACAUGACCUGUCGCCUCAGGAGGCUCUUAAUUGAGCAAGACAGUUGCAGGGAGCUGGUCGUGACCCUGACCCAGGAGUGGAACACCAGCAGCCGCCCCAGCGAGGACACGCAGCACCUGGCCGUGGAGCUGGCGGACACCAAGGCCACGCUGCGCGGCGUCAGGCAGGAUCUGGAGGAGAAGACGAAGCAACUGGUGGACGCCAGGCAUCAGUUGUACCAGCUGGGGCUGGAGCUGCAGGAGGCCCGGCGCAAUAACAUGGAGUUGGCAGCCAGCACCCAGGCUGCUCCUGCCCUCCCUGAGCUGGACUCCCUGAGGGAGAAGGCGAGGCGCGUGGAGAGGCUGGAGAUGGAGGCGAUGGGCCUCAGGCAGAAGGAGAAAGACAUAGACUUCUAUGCAGCCGCAUGGAAGGGCCUUAACCUGAUGGCUCUCAUGUGUGUUCCUGAUGAGCACAUGCUGACUGGAGAUGAUUAUUUUUCCAUGGACACCAAGGGCCAUCUCCAGGAGCAUUGGAUUUGGUAUUGGAUUGAUAAGCUAUUCGAGCGGGAGAAGGAGAAUGUGCAGCUGAAAUCGAGGCUGCACCACCUACAAUUGGCCCGGGACACAGACCAGAAAUGCCUUGAGGAGCUGCGGGAAGAGAACAUGGCCCUCAAGACUGCACAGGGGCAGAGUGUGGAGGAGUCCGCCCACCUGCACUGGGAGCUGGAGCAGCUGUCAGAGGCAGAAGAUGAGGCCUCUGGAAUAUGGGCUCUCACUCCACUUUGCUUUUCAGCCUCCAGCUGCUUCCUGAAGCUGGACAAGGAGAAGCAGAGCCCCCAGGGCACCAUCCAGGGGCUGCGGGGCACCUCCCUGGCCCUGCAGGAGAGCAGCCUCCAACGCCAGGAGCUGGAGAAGGAGAACCAGCAGCUCAGAAAGCAGAUUGAAGACUGGCAAGUCCAGAUGGAAAGAGAAGAGCAGGCCAGCCGGGAUCUGGCGACUCUCUGUGAGGAGCUGGUGGAGGAGAGAGAACAGCUGCUCCGUGACAUCGAGACCCUGAAGGCUGAGGAAGCCCAGGAGUUCAAAGAUCUUAAACAACUGGUGCGUUCGCUGCGGGAGAGUUCACAGACCAGCAGCAAGGCCCGCAUGAAGGGCCAGAAGACUGAGAAAAAAGUGCUUCUCCAGACAGUGACGGACACCAAAAGGAAAGUGACCAUGAUGGAGUGGGAGCGGCGGCAGCUGUGCCGGGACCUGGAGCAGGUGAAGGAGCACGUGGUGCGGGCACAGAAGCUGGAGCAGGAGCUGCAUCGGCUGCAGGAGGAGAUCGAGAAGCUGGCCGUGGGGGUCAGCGCCCUGACGACGGCCCCUGAGAGGGUCCACGCCCUCGAGCCGGAGAGCCCGGACCUGUUGCUGGAGAACCAGAGGCUGCAGACGUCUCUGGUGGAAAAUUCCACUCUGAGCUCCCAGAGCGCCUCACUCACUGCACUCACAGAGCAGAACACGCAGCUCCAGCACCAGCAGCUGGCGGCAGCCCACAAGGCCCUGCAGCAGGAACACGCGUGCCUGGGCGCGCUCCACGAGCACCUGACUAGGGAGCACGAGGCCCUUCUGGACAAGUACCGCCGCCAGAAGACACUGCUGCGUCGGACCCUGAAGCUUGAGAGCAAGGCUCUCAGUGACAGAUACAAGGACCAGCUCCAACAUAAGGCGGCACUGGAGCAGCUGGGGACGCUCUUGACCACCGAGCGGGAGGUUCUGCAGCAGGAGCAGAGGACGAGCGCCAUGGCCGCCGAGGAAAACCAGAGGCUGCAGUGAGAGCUGGACAGGGCCAAUUCCCUGCACCAGCAGCUGAAGGGGGAGCAGGAGGAGCUGCAGACCCACACUAAGAAGCUGCAGACCUCCCUGAACGACACCCAGCUGCAGGUGAACUGCUGGCAGAACCAGUGCAACUGGCUGAGGGAGGAGCUCCAGAGCACGGACAUCUCGCUGACCGAGCUGGACAACUGCGGCCAGCUGCUCUCCCGCCUCAAGGGCAACUUGGAGGGAGAAAACCGUCCCCUGCAGAGCCAAAUCCAAAGGCUGAAAGAGCAGAACCAGAGGCUUCUCCAGGAGGACGUGGAGGACAAGGACCAGCACCAGGAGGAGCAGCAGCUGUACGUAGACAAAUUAAAUGCCUUACAGAGACAAAAUGAAAAACUGGAAGAAAAAAGCAUGGCUCAGCACAACUUCCAUGAUCCAGCACCAAAGAAGAAAAAGCACUGGAUUGGAGCCAAAGUCUUAGUCAAACUCAUCAAACUAAAGAAAGGAGGAUCCAGAGAACGACCAAAGUCAACCCCACAGAGGCCUCCCUGGCCGCUGGGGUCCUCAGACCAGGCCUCGCCCAGUACUUCUCAGCCUCUUCAAUCACAGCUGGAACCCCUCGAGGCCACCCCAUGCUGCUCAAAGGUGACAGAAGAGCAAGCAGGGGGCCCAGGGGAAAAGACUCUACUGCAGCUGAAAUCUCUUCUGGUAGUGGCCGGCUCUGCCGCAGAGGCCAUGCCAUCUUGA